This is a messenger RNA of Enterobius vermicularis (human pinworm), 582 nucleotides long. Lineage: Eukaryota; Metazoa; Nematoda; Chromadorea; Rhabditida; Oxyuridae. The record is from the annotation of a GenBank genome assembly.
AUGAUAAUUGUUGGGUGGUAUUUGACAACGAUAGCCGUUGUAGUCGUUGCAGACGAUGAACAAAUGUAUCCAUCGGAUUUUGUUGUGCGUAAUUCAGCAAUACGUCUUCGGAUAAAUGAACCUAUUUUUCAUCAGCUGUCUCGUAUUACCGGACAUCUUUAUAACAGUCAAAUUACUCAAGCAGUUAUACCGCAACAACAGCAAUGCUUUCCAGAAGGUUGUAUGCAAAUUUAUAACUUUCAAAUAGCUGCACAUCGUCCACCAACACUCGUUGCUGUAUUGCCAUCGCCGCCAAAUUUAAUUGCUAUAACUAUACGAGAUUUUGAUAUUUAUAUAACAGGGUCGCUAUCAGGGCAGUUACAGCCACUUCAACCGCUUCCGAUUGCCGUACCGGCUAGCGGUAGUUUAACCGCUUCAGCUAUCCAACUUGGUGUAUCAGCGGUAUUGGAUGUGCAAAAGACAUCCGACAAUAUACCAUAUCUUCGGGUGGUAUCAUGUUCGUUGUUUGAAGGUAAUGUUGGUGCACGAGUGGAAAAUAUGGGAUUGAUCAAUGAAAUUGUGAACACUAAAUAUCAGGUUUGA